Messenger RNA from Penicillium egyptiacum, 7026 nucleotides. The record is from the annotation of a GenBank genome assembly. Lineage: Eukaryota; Fungi; Ascomycota; Eurotiomycetes; Eurotiales; Aspergillaceae.
AUGUCUCCCUGGUUAUACAAUUCCCGGUCGGGCUCGGGCUCAAGCCCGAGCUCUACGAGCGUCCCCACUCCCUUUCCAGGUGGUGACCCGGCAGUCGUCGUGGGGAUGGCAUGUCGUGUGCCUGGGGCAUCCAGUCCAAGUGACUUGUGGAACUUGAUCGAGCAGCAGAAAGACGUGCAGCGGAAGAUGCCAGAGAACAGAUUCAACGUUGAUAGUUUCUACCAUCCCGAUGGUACAAAUAAGGGAACGACAAAUGCCCGAUAUGGCUACUUUUUGGAUCAGGACCUUGGGGCAUUCGAUCCAGGGUUUUUCAAUAUCUCGGGGAACGAGGCUGAGGCUAUGGAUCCUCAGCAGAGAUUGUUGCUCGAGGUUGUUUAUGAGGCCUUGGAAGAUGCUGGGAUCCCUCUCGAGAAGGUUGCUGGAUCACAGACAUCAGUGUUUUGUGGUUCCUUUACAAACGACUAUAACUCCACCAUCACGAAAGACCUGGAGUACUAUCCCAAAUACACCAUCACGGGCACAGGAAACUCCAUCCUGUCCAACCGUAUCUCAUACUUCUACAACCUCCACGGAGCAAGUGCCACCAUUGACACGGCCUGCUCUUCCUCCUUGGUUUGCUUCCACCUCGGCAAUCAGACGCUGCAAGCCGGCGAGGCGUCUAUGUCCAUUAUUCUGGGCUCGGCGCUGCACUUUGAUCCGAACAUCUUCAUCACCAUGACGGAUCUUGGAAUGCUCUCGACCGACGGCCGGUGCCGUGCCUUUGACGCCGACGGCUCAGGCUACGUCCGCGGUGAAGGUAUAUGUGCGAUUAUUCUGAAACGCAAGAGCCAGGCCGAGUUAGAUGGCGAUUUAAUCCGAGCCAUUGUCCGCGGGACGGGCGUGAAUCAUGAUGGAACGAAGCAAGGCAUCACUCUGCCAUCGUCUGAAUCGCAGGAAGCGCUCAUCAGACAGGUCUAUCACGCAGCGAGACUAGAUCCCAGAGAUACAUCUUACUUUGAAGCUCAUGGAACGGGAACCCGCGCGGGUGAUCCACGAGAAACCCGAGCCAUUGGGGCGGUGUUCGCGCCUGAUCGGGAUGAUUAUCUCCAUCUGGGAUCUGUCAAAUCGAACAUUGGUCAUUUGGAAGGUGCUUCCGGUGUGGCAGCUCUGAUCAAGGCGACCCUUUCUCUGGAAAAGGGCAAGAUUCUUCCAAACAUGCAUUUCAACACACCCAACCCGAAUAUCAAGUUCGAUGAAUGGAAGCUCAAAGUCCCCACCAAGACGCUCGACUGGGAUGCCCCAAACGGACUACGUCGGGCGAGUAUCAAUUCCUUUGGUUACGGAGGAACGAAUGGACAUGUCAUCCUCGAGGGUUACUACGCACCGCAAGACAGACCGUGGGAAAAGCUUGACUUGGCCUUCGACCUCGAGGGAAUGACACAAGAACGACCAUUCCUGUUCCCAUUGACCUCGCACUCGGUCAAAACUGGGAAGCUUACGGGCGAAGCAUUCUCGAAUUAUGUCGAGGAACGGCCGGAACUUGAUAUCCGCGACCUGGCUUAUAGUUUGAGUGUGCGACGCUCUAGGCACAAAUUCCGGUCGUUUGCUGUCAGCAGUGAUGCAGACACCCUUCUGGGUGAUUUUGCGGAUCCUCCGCCAGCUGCCGCCUGGACUGCGGCUCAGUGGCAGAAGCCUCGCAUCGGAUUCGUAUUUACUGGCCAGGGAGGGCAAUGGUUCGCCAUGGGUCGAGAACUCAUUCAAAAGUCGCCUCUUUUCAAGCAGACCUUGCAGAGAUGCGACAAGAUCCUUGGCCAGCUCCCCGACGCACCGGAGUGGUCCGUCGUCGAAGAGCUUCUGAAGUCCCAGGCGACAUCUCGUCUCGGCGACACUCGGUUCUCUCAGCCUUUGUGCACCGCCCUGCAGCUGGCCCUCUGCACCUUGCUCACUCAGUGGGGCAUCGAGCCAACUGCAGUGGUGGGACACAGCAGCGGUGAGAUGGGUGCCGCCUAUGCCGCCGGAAUCCUGUCCUUUGAGAAUGCCUUAAUUGCCGCUUACUAUCGAGGAUUGUACAUGUCCAGCGGGCCGGAAAGUAGCGUCAAAGGCAGCAUGAUGGCAGUUGGUCUGACCGAGGAGGAGGCCCGACUCGAGAUUGAGCCGUACAAGGGACGCAUUGCUGUGGCAGCCAUCAACAGUCCUUCCAGCAUCACCCUUUCUGGGGACGAAGAUGCCGUUGUGGACCUGAAGAGGGACCUAGCGGCCAGAAAGGUCUUUGCUCGUCAACUGCAGGUCGCCCAGGCUUUCCACUCGCACCAUAUGUUCCCGCUGGCCCCCGGUUACCUGCAAGCAUUGGAGAAGCAUACCAAGUUUGCCACGCUCCCAUCCCAGCGUCGGAUGUUCUCCAGUGUCACAGCCGAGGCCGCUCAGCCUAGCUUGAUGGGCCCUCAAUACUGGGUUGACAACAUGGUCGGCACUGUACGAUUCUCCGAAGCACUGAGUAGGAUUCUCGUCGACGAGGAGGGCAAGCAGGCCGUGGAUGUUCUCAUGGAAAUUGGUCCCCAUCCAGCGUUGAAGGGACCCUCUCGACAGACCCUUCAGUCUCUCAAGCUCGACACCCCCUACCUGAGUUCUCUGACUCGUGGAACCCUCGACUAUGAGGGACUCCUGACCGCAGCAGGUCAACUUUUCGCUCUCGGAUAUCCGGUCGACCUUGCCGCUGUGAACAGCGACCACUUCUUGGAUGAAUCGGGUGUCAUUCGUGAGGUCAACAAAGCACAGCGGUUGCGAGACAUGCCAAAGUAUUGCUGGGACCAUAGUGCGCGGUACUGGGCAGACACUCGCGUCAUCUCCGAGCAUAGACUCAGGAAGCACCGCCACGCUAUCCUGGGAACACCUCUUGCUGGCUCUGUGCCCGGAUCUCCCCGUUGGCGGAAUUUCCUUCGCCUCAACGAGCUUCCCUGGUUGGCUGACCACAAGAUCGAUGGUGAUGUCGUGUUUCCCGCGGCCGGCUACAUCGCCAUGGCGGUCGAAGCUAUCGCUCGGCUGGAGGAUGGGCCAGCAUCAAUCUCCCAGUUCGCUCUCCGGGAUGUCUCCAUUAAAUCCGCUUUGGUCCUCGAUGAAUCAGCCAUGGGCAAAGAGGUCAUGUUGGACUUGAGACCGCAUUCCACAUCCACCAAGCCCAGUCCAGAUUCAUGGUACGAAUUCUCCAUCGUCUCCUUUAGCAACUCGGGUGCAAACAGCACGGAGCACUGUGGGGGAUUGAUUUCUGUUCAGGAGGGAUCAGCUGGAUCCAUUGAUCGCAAGCAGCCGUAUUCUGGUUUCUCCGAGCUUCAGGCCAAGAGUGUCAAAUCUCUCAUUCCGCGUACUUUCUAUGAGCGGAUUCACUCUCUGGGGCUUCAGUACGGCGAAAGCUUUGCACUUCUUAGCGGACGGAUCGAGAGUGGUGCUGGAUUUGCCACAGCGCCUCUCAGUUGGAAAUCGGACAAGUUCAACUCUCCAGCGCCCUCGCAUGCGACUCUGAUCCAUCCCAGCCUGCUAGAUGCCGCAUUGCACACUAUCUUUGCGGCCGUUGAAGGUCGCACGGGAAAGCCCAUUACUGGGCCUUAUGUCCCAACUCUCCUGCGCUCCUUGCAGGUCUCCGGUUCUUUCGCCGACAGUGCCUUCCUGGCGGCAGACCACGAAUUCCAGGUCUCUACUGAAAUCGAUCUACAAGGCACUCGUCUUGUAACCAGUGAUCUGCGAUUGCAAUCCGAGGAUGGCCAGCAUUUGCUGCUGGACAUCCAGGGUCUUGAGCUGACUGGUUUGGGCACCUCGGACGUGCCCAGUCGCUCCUUGUUCUUCCGCACGAACUGGAACUUGGCAUUUGAGUUCUUGAACAGGCCACACGCACCGAUCUCAGAUAGCCUGUCUCACUUGCUUGACAUCUUUGCCCAUCAAUUCCCGGAUUCCAAGAUCCUGCACAUCACGCCCACCCCCGAUUCAUCCAGGGAAGUUUUGCGGUUCCUGGGUGGAAGGAAUGGCGAGCAGCGCCGAUUUCACUCCUUGACGCUACUUCCAGUGGCUGAAGAAUCAGUCAGUUUCGCUGAGCAGAUACAGUCGGAAUGGCCAUCCUUGAUUAAGCUCGAAGAACCCAAGGACGGUGAAUAUGAUCUCGUCAUUCUAGACGAUGCCGCCUCACAGACUAGCGAUAUCACAACGUACCUAAAAUCUGAUGCAUUUGUGAUCAGUUUGGGUGACAGGGAUAUCAGCAAAGAGGCUUUGACGCUAGCCUUCUCUUCUGCAAGCUUCAACGUCUGGAGAAAAGCCGAUGCGUCAUUUAACCCAAUUGCCGGCACUGACCUGGCUUUGGUCACUGCAGCCAAUCCAAGCGACAGAACAGUUUCUAUUGCAUCCACCAUUGCCUCAGCUCAUUCAGGAAGAUCGUUCAAGGUAUCUAUCGAUCAUCUUUCUCAGAUCACUCCAACCCCAGAAAAUGUGGUCAUCCUCGCCGCCCUAGAUAAGGACGUUAUUUUCAAUGAAGAACCCAGUGAUUCUGAGGACUUUAUCAACCUGCAGCACAUUCUAACCACUGGCAAGAGAAAUGUCGUCAUGGUCUUGAACGGCGCUUCGAUGGAUUCUCCCAAGCCUGAACAGGCACUGAUGACGGGUCUUGCCAGAACCGCUCGAAGUGAGAACGAAGAACUCCGGCUGGUAUUACUGGAUACUUCAUCGACUGCCCAGGAAGCAGAAAUUUCCAGUCUCAUCACCCAGAUCCUGAAUCCCAAGCUCCAGGAAGACGAGCUCACCCAGCGGGACGGUGCGGUCUUCAUCCCACGCGUGCAGACGGACGAUACUCUGAACUCAAAGUUGACUCACGGCUCUGUCCAAUCAGCCUCACUACAGCCACUAAACCAAGAUCGCCAGCUUGCCCUCAAGAUCGGCAAGGUUGGAGCCCUUGAUACCUUGGUCUUUGACGACAACCUGGAACUUCAAUCCUCAACGCUCGCCAAUGAUGAAGUAGAGAUCAAGGUGCAGGCUUCCGUGAUCAGUUCCAGGGACAGUGCUGCCGUUAUAGGGGCCGUUGAUGGAUCCAAACUGGGCGACGUCUGUGCGGGACUCGUGCUUCGCAUUGGCAAAGACGUCGAUCCCACUCUUUUUCAACUGGGAGACCGAGUUGUGGCAGUUAGACCGGGUCAGGGCGCGCACCGGACAAUUGUGCGGAACCCUGUUUCAUGGACCUACAGAUUGAAGGCCGAGAUGUCAUUGUUGACAGCGGCUGCAAUUCCAGCUCCUCUUAUCGCGGCGUAUGAGUCCAUUCACCAGGUUGCCCAUCUUCGCGCAGGAGAGACAGUCCUGAUUCAUUCGGCUGCUGGUGAGGUUGGCCGUAUGGCCAUGCAGGUUGCCCGUCGUGUAGGAGCGACAGUAUUUGCCACGGCUGGGUCGGAUAGCGAGCAGAAGUUCUUGCGAGAGGCCUGUGGUCUGGACGCCAAUCACAUCUUCUCCUCGACUGACACCUCUUUUGCUCAGCAGACCUUGGACGCGACGAACGGGAAUGGUGUUGAUGUUGUCCUCAACAAUCUCUCGGGCAAGUCGAUUGCCGCCACACUCUCAUGUCUGUCCCCAGGCGGUCGAUUUGUAGACUUAGGAGCAAAUGACCUUCUCGGAGACAUCGAGGUGGCUGAUGCGUUCCGGAAGAACAUCAUGCUGGCAUCUGUCAACACAGCUUCCCUAUUCGAGGGCCGCUCCGAGUACGGUGCCGAGGUGAUGAAAGAAUGCUGGGAGCUGGCCACAACCGGGGUGAUUAGAGUGCUGGGUGACACGGUGGGAUUGCCUUAUUCAGACGUGGUCAAAGGAUUCCAAAUGGCUCAUGGCUCCGACUUCCAUGGCACUGUCGUUUUGCAACCAACUGAAGGUGAUGUUGUCCGAGCCCUGCCCAUAACCUACCGCGACAGUGCUCUGUUCAAUCCCAACAAGACUCACUUGCUCGUCGGUGGUCUGGGAGGUCUUGGACGCACGCUGGCCGAGUUUCUGCUCCGCCGUGGAGCGCGAAGCCUUGCGUUCCUUUCUCGUUCAGGGGCGGAUCAUCCAGAAGCUCAACUCACUCUGGAUUGGUUGCAGAAGAGGGGUGUGCAGACGUCUGUCUAUCGCGGCAACGUCACUGAUUUCUCUGUCGUUCAAUCCUGUGUCGAUGCGAUUGGCAGCCGUCUGGCAGGUGUUUUCCACGCGGCUGUUGUUCUUGAGGAUUCUCCUUACGACACAAUGACAUUUGACCAAUGGCAGAAAUGUCUGAAGCCCAAGGUUCACGGUUCUCUGAACCUCCACCGUGCGACCUGUUCAACCCAGCUUGAGUACUUUGUCUGCUUUUCCUCGGUGUCUUCCGUCUUUGGUGGAAAGGGUCUGGCCAACUAUGCGGCCGCCAAUUGCUAUUUGGAUGCAUUGAUGCGCCAUCGACGCGAGGCCGGUCUGGCCGGCACAGCUAUAGAUGCUGGUAUGGUCGUUGGGAUCGGUCUCGUCGCCCAAAAUGCUGCUCUCCAACAGACCAUGGAGAGAAUGGGCUUUGAUCCCGUCACCGAGCAGGAAUUCCUCUAUCAGAUCGAAGAGGCGGUGGUUCAAGGCCGGUCCGCUUCAUCACAGUCGCUAUCUGCACCCGGCAUCGACCAGACGAGCACCAUCACCGGUCUCAAGAUGUCCCAGGAUGUUUUCUGGUCUCAACGCCCACUCUUCCGCAAUCUCUACGGUAACUACGACUUUGGCGACGGUGCUGCUGGUGGCAGUGUUGUAAAGGACCUGGCUGCGCAUAUUCGGUCCUGCCCCGACGAUGAAGAGAGAAGCGCCAUCCUGACUGAAGCCUUCUUGGAGAAGAUUUCGGCCGUCUUGGGAAUUGCCACCGAAUCCAUCACGCCCAGCAAUGCCCUCUCCGCGUACGGUUUGGAUUCUAUUGUUGCUGUGGAGUUCCGUAAGUGGUUUACAAAAGUUGUCGAGGUAGAUGUGUCGCUGUUUGAUGUUCUUGGGGCGGCCAGUAUCUCCGCACUGUUGUCGAAGGCCUUGGAAUUGGUGGCUGCCGAGGUUUGA